This is a messenger RNA of Loa loa (African eye worm), 2522 nucleotides long. RefSeq names its product ATP-binding cassette. The transcript is spliced from 16 exons. NCBI's taxonomy places the organism in Eukaryota, Metazoa, Nematoda, Chromadorea, Rhabditida, Onchocercidae. Gene Ontology annotation, molecular function: ATP binding; ATP hydrolysis activity. The coding region runs from base 79 to 1968 and encodes 629 amino acids. The record is from RefSeq and is a predicted model, not a curated record.
GAAAAUGCGAAAUGUAAUGUAAUUGCGAUAAUAUCUGAAAUUUAGACUUGGGCAAACGUAAACGUAGUCUGAUUAUCGAUGCCUUCGGAUGCGAAAAAACGACGUGAUGCUGCUAAGAAACAGGCGGUUAAGAAUCGUAAUAGAUUCCGCGACCAAAAAUUGGAAAAUAACGAAGGUAUCGGGUCACCUGCUCGAGAAGAAAACCCACAUAUCCAAAAUGGCGACGUUUCUAUGACAAUACCAUCUAUAAAUGAUGUUAUCGAUGUAGCUGCUGCGAUGCUUGAAAAAAUGGAAUUGGAAAAUGCGAAGGCGAGAUCAGUUGCAGGAGCACUAACUUCUCAUCCAUUAUCUAUGGAUCUAAAAAUAGAAGGAUUGACGGUGACAUUUCACGGACGCGAAAUUGUGACAGACACAAAACUUGAAUUAAACAUGGGACGUCGUUAUGGUCUUAUUGGUUUAAACGGAAGUGGAAAAUCUACUUUGAUGCAAGCAAUAUUUCACCGGGAAAUGCCAAUUCCUGAUCACGUCGAUAUGUUCUUGGUAUCUCGUGAAAUGGCUGCUUGUAAUGAUAGUGCCCUCAAGGUAGUGUGCGAUGUUGAUGAACAGAGAAAAGCACUCGAGAAGCAAGCUGAGGAAUUGGCGACUUCGUCGGACGAUGAAAGUCAAGAAAAACUAUUAGAUAUCUAUGAUCGUCUGGAAGAAAUGGAUGCUGAUAGAGCAGAAGCAAAGGCUGCCGAAAUAUUGUAUGGUCUUGGUUUCACUAGGCAAAUGAUGCUUAAGAAAUGCAAGGAUUUUUCAGGAGGUUGGCGAAUGCGAAUUGCGUUAGCGCGAGCACUGUAUCUGAAACCAUCACUGUUAUUAUUGGACGAACCGACCAAUCAUCUUGAUUUGGAAGCCUGUGUAUGGCUUGAAAAAGAGCUUGCCGCGUACAAAAGGACUUUAUUAAUCGUUUCGCACUCACAGGAUUUUAUGAAUGGUGUCUGCACAAAUAUCAUUCAUUUGUUCCAAAGGAAGUUAGAAUACUACGGAGGUAAUUAUGAUAUAUACGUACGCACCCGGACCGAAUUGCUUGAAAAUCAAAUGAAACGUUACAAGUGGGAACAAGAUCAAUUGCAGCACAUGAAGGAAUACAUCGCAAGAUUUGGGCAUGGCAGCGCUAAACUUGCCCGUCAAGCUCAGAGCAAAGAAAAAACGAUGGCUAAGAUGGUAGCUGUUGGAUUAACCGAAAAAGUUGUUACAGAGAAGGUAAAACAGUUUUACUUUUUUGAUCCUGGUACAAUUCCACCUCCCGUUAUAAUGGUGCAGCAUGUAUCUUUUCAAUAUAAUGAAAAAACUCCAUUAAUUUACAAAGAUCUCGAUUUUGGAAUAGAUCUUGAUACUCGUAUCGCGCUAGUUGGCCCAAAUGGAGCAGGCAAAUCGACACUAUUGAAGUUGAUAUCAGGCGAUGUGAUGCCAUCAAAUGGCCUUAUAAGGCGUCACUCACAUUGCAAAAUAGGACGCUAUCAUCAGCAUUUGCACGAAGAAUUACCGCUGGAAAAGUCUGCGUUGGAAUAUUUGAUGAUGUCAUUUCCAGACGUUAAAGAGAAAGAGGAGAUGAGGAAAAUUAUCGGACGUUAUGGAUUAACUGGGAGAGAGCAGGUUUGUCCGAUGAAGCAACUAUCAGAUGGACAACGAUGUAGGGUAUCAUUUGCUUGGUUAGCAUGGCAACAACCGCAUCUUUUGUUGCUUGAUGAACCUACCAAUCAUCUUGAUUUGGAAAGUAUUGAUGCAUUAGCAGAAGCAAUUAACUGUUUUCGAGGAGGGAUGAUUCUAGUUUCUCAUGAUUUCCGUUUGGUGCAUCAGGUAGCUGAGGAGAUAUGGGUAUGUGAUAAGCAAACAGUUACAAAAUGGGAUGGUGAUAUUUUCACAUACAAAAAUCAUCUGCGUAAGGCAAUCGAGAAACAUUCUUCGGAGGUGGUGGAACGAUAAUACUUCAUCCUAAUUGUUUUAGUAAUUUGUGUUGCAAUUGAGGAUUCUUCUGAUGAAGAGAUUAACUCUCUAGUGGGAUAAACGACUUUUCGUUUGCUUUAUAUGAGAAUACUUUUUAUAUCAGCAAGCUUGACUUAGUUUUUUUUUCGCAGUUCUUACUUUCCAGCUCUUCCGGGUUUAGUGUAUUUCUGGCUCCUCACAAUAGUGAAUUGUAAAUUUCAAUGAAAUCAGGCGAAAAUAUUUCGAUUAAUGCUGAUAAGGAAGUAUGUCCGCCGUAUAUGUGUGUGUUUUUCUUUUAUCUCUCUUUGAGCAAAUGAUAAACAUUGUUGAUUUUUCAUGAAUGAUGAAUGAUAAAAAUUAAAACAACUCGCUUUAUCAUCAUUUAUCGUGACAGAUACAGUUUGUAAUAGUUGUCAAAGAUAGACUUAAAAAUCACUGACAAUGUUUCUUUAUUAAAUGUUAGAAAGUGAUCGAUCUGACAAUAGUCUGAUAUCUUUCAACAUCAACAAAUAAUAUCACAUAAUCAUUCUUCGAAGCAAUCACAUUAAAAUCAC